Molecule: messenger RNA, 2094 nt
Organism: Aspergillus terreus NIH2624
Lineage: Eukaryota; Fungi; Ascomycota; Eurotiomycetes; Eurotiales; Aspergillaceae
Exons: 7
Coding region: 1-2094 (697 amino acids)
Biological process (GO): mRNA splicing, via spliceosome
Cellular component (GO): nucleus; U2 snRNP; U2-type spliceosomal complex
Source: RefSeq, a predicted model, not a curated record
AUGGCAGUGCCAUACACCCGAAUACUGAGCCUAGCGAAGGCUCAGUGUCGCAUCUUUUCAGCGACGUUUAACCCGGAUCGGUUACGUUUGGGAAACAAGAUUCUCCGCCAACGACUGCGUGGACCAGCGCUUGCGUCCUGGUACCCUAAGAAGACUGUCUCUUUUCGCGACUUGCAAGAUGCGUAUCGUCCACUUGGAUUGACAACAUUUGAUGAGGUGGAGGAUGAUAGAGAGGAGGCAAUUCAGAUUGCAAAGCUACGAGGAAAAGGCAGGCCCAAGAAGAAGAGGACUGCGGCAGUUGGGAAACUUGGCAUGGUGCCACGCCCGGCAGGUGUACCAAGUUUCAAAAAUCUCCCUCAAAGAGGUGCUUUGGCGCUCCUAGCGGUCAUCAUGAAACCAAGCAAAAAUCAGUUGCGGAGAGCCAGAAAAAAGGCCCUGAAAGCUCAGCGAAGACUUACAUAUUCUUUUCUCUCCAAGGCCAACGAUACUCCAAGCACUUCGGCGCAAGAACAGACACCCGAGGGGACUGCCCCUGAGAAAAUUACACCAUCGACUCAGGUUCAAAAUACUGGAUCCGAUGUACGACUCGCGUCGCCUGAUCCAGAAGACCCUUUAUGGCAGAUGUACAAGGGUGUCCUCGACCGAUUCGAUGAGACCGAAGAGACGAAAACAGAGUCGAAAGAAGCCGAGAAACCGGAAAUCUACUAUGACGACGACGAUGAAAUCCCGGAUGAAGAGGAAAGCGAACCAAAGUUGUCGAAGAAAAAGCGCAAGGAACUAAGCAAGCUGUCCGUUGCUGAGCUCAAGGCAAUGGUUCGGCGGCCUGAAAUAGUUGAAUGGACAGAUACUUCCGCCCCUGAUCCUCGAUUACUCGUCCACAUCAAAGCCCAUCGCAAUGUCGUUCCCGUUCCGUCCCAUUGGUCGCUCAAACGAGAGUAUCUGUCAUCUAAAAGAGGUAUCGAGAAGCCUCCGUUCGCCUUGCCCAAGUUCAUCCAAGAGACGGGUAUCGCAGAGAUGCGCGACGCUGCUUUAGAGAAACAAGAGCAGGCAAGCUUGAAACAAAAGCAAAGGGAAAGAGUCCAGCCUAAGAUGGGAAGGCUGGAUAUUGACUAUCAGAAGCUAUAUGAGGCUUUUUUCCGGUUUCAAACAAAGCCAGAGCUGACGCGUUACGGAGAGGUGUACUAUGAAGGGAAGGAGUACGAGACCAAUCUCAAGCACCUACGGCCAGGAGAACUUAGUCCUGAGCUGAAGGAAGCCCUCAGUAUGCCACCCGGUGCUCCCCCCCCGUGGUUGAUCAACCAACAGCGAUACGGGCCGCCUCCAUCUUACCCAGCUCUGAAAAUCCCCGGAUUAAACGCACCGCCCCCUCCCGGUGCCAUGUGGGGGUAUCACCCCGGUGGUUAUGGUAAACCCCCGGUCGAUGAGCAUAACAGGCCUCUUUAUGGAGGUGAUAUUUUCGGGGUGCUGCAGCCACAGCAGAGUGUCCAACAGGGUGAACCCGUGGAGAAGGAUCUGUGGGGAGAACUGCAGGCGCCCGAGCUAUCUGAGGAGAGCGAAGAAGAGGAGGAAGAGGAAGAAGAAGUCGAUGAGGAGGAUAUGGAAGGAGUGCAGACACCCAGCGGAUUCGAGACACCCAGCGGACUGGCCUCCGCGGUCCCAUCGGAGUUUGUUGAAGCCGAAAAUGUGGCGGGCGAGUUUGAUGUGCGGAAGCACUACGGCGGGACGGAGACUGAAGAAUCGACGAUGCAUAAGAGCGCUUUCCAAGUUAUUCCCGAGCGGCAAACCAACGUCCGGGGAUUCUUUGGAGGGGACAGGGUCUACGACCUGAAUGCGUCCUCCGGAAAUUUGCCUGUGCUUGGCGCUGAUGAGGAGAAUAAGAAGCGGAAGAAACCCGGUGACAUUGAUGUGUCUAUGGACCCGGACGCUCUACAGGCCAACGAAGGCAUCAGCAAGGAGAGUAUACGCAACCUCUAUGAGACUCACAGACAGCGUGAAACAAACCCGAACUGGGGUUUCCAGGAGGAUCUGAGCGAUAUGAUCGCGCAAGAGAGCCGAAAGCGGCUGAAGAAUGAAGAAAAAAGAGGCAAGCAUUGA